GUUAGUAUUGUGCAGGUUGGUGGUAUUGUGCUUUGCAUCGAUCUAAAAUUAAGUUUAUUCAAUGUUAUGCUUUGUAAUCAUUUGAAUUACCGCUGAACGCAAUCACGGGCGAUCGUCGUGAAAUUUUGUUGCAAAGUCCUUUCAAACGAGAUGGCUGAAAAUCGCAGAGGGAAGGUUGCGAUUAUAGGGAGUGGUAUGAUUGGAAAAUCCUGGUCUGUGUUGUUUUGUCGUGCAGGCUACGAAGUCUACCUUUACGACAUUGAUGAAAAACAAGUGGAUAGUGGAUUAUCCGGAAUUCUUGAAUCCUUGAAGGAAUUCGAAAGCAAAGGGCUGCUAAAGAAUUCAUUCAUAAAGUCUGCAGAUGAUGCAUUUAAGUUAGUUCAUGGCUGUCUUGAUCUAGCGAAGACAGUUGAUGGAGCAAUAUAUGUUCAAGAAAAUGCGCCCGAGAAUGUAAAUAUCAAAAAGAAGGUUUUUGAAAAUCUCGACAAUGUGAUCAAAGAUGACCAGACAAUUCUCGCAAGUUCAUCUUCUUGUAUUGUACCAUCACGCUUUUCAGAACAUCUCAAUCAUCGUAAACAAUGCGUCGUUGCACAUCCGGUAAACCCACCUCACUUUGUCCCACUUGUUGAGAUUGUCCCCGCUCCAUGGACGGAUCCUGAUGUUGUCUCAAGAACUCGUUCAUUGAUGAAAGAUAUUGGUCAAUCACCAGUGACUUUAAACAAGGAAGUGGAUGGAUUUUUGCUCAACAGAAUACAAUAUGCAAUUAUAAUGGAGGGAUGGAGACUCGUCGAGGAUGGACUUUGUUCUCCUGAAGAUGUUGAUACAGUGAUGAGCAAGGGACUGGGUCUGAGAUAUUCGUUUAUGGGACCAUUUGAAACCAUGCAUCUAAAUGCUCCUAAAGGUUUGUGACAUUUAUAUUGAACG
Molecule: messenger RNA, 924 nt
Organism: Xenia sp. Carnegie-2017
Lineage: Eukaryota; Metazoa; Cnidaria; Anthozoa; Malacalcyonacea; Xeniidae
Product: lambda-crystallin homolog
Exons: 6
Coding region: 151-909 (252 amino acids)
Biological process (GO): fatty acid metabolic process
Molecular function (GO): oxidoreductase activity, acting on the CH-OH group of donors, NAD or NADP as acceptor; NAD+ binding
Source: RefSeq, a predicted model, not a curated record